CUUCCUCUUUUUUUCUCACUCUGUCAUAUCCUCUGCUCACUGGCAGUCCGUUUUUUGAUAUCCGAGUGAGAUUGUGAGCUCCUCUUCCAUUCUUUCUCUAUAACUCUCCUCUCUUGUUGGUUUGCUGUUCUGGCGGUGGUGACCCCUGUGUUAGACCAUGGGAGAUCCUAUAGCUUUCUCCGUCCUAAACAAGAGACUGAGGCCACGGUUCACUGCCAUGGAACGCCUCUGCUACUCCCUGGACACACUGGAAGAUGGACCACAGCGGCCUGGCACGGUCAGGGAUGGUUCAACCACACGGUCUACAAUAGUGAGGGAUGUAUCACAAAUUCAAGAAGACUCAAGCUCGACCACGACCAAACCAGAGCAGGAGGAUGUGGUAACAGAAGGGUUGAUUUCCCUGACUGAAGAGGGGGACAUCGGUCCUGAACCGUUGACCACGUCUAUGAUCAGUGAUUGUUCAAUGCUGUUUCUGACCAUAGAAGAUGCUGGUCCUGAUGGGUCUGGUGAGCUGACUGUGGUCAGGGACAGUUUGACCGUGGCGAAUGACGGUCCAGAUGGUUUGACCGUGGUCAUUGAGGGAGAUGGAGACGGUUCUGAUGCGGUCAGUGAAGAUAGGAGCACUUCCCGACAGAGCUACAUCGAUGGAAUGUUACCGGACCUCAUCAGGAGUGGACGACCGCUCAACAGACGCAGAACACUAGGACCAGUCUCAGACACGUUGAAGGAGGUGCGUCGGGAGGUGGAGCUAUCUCGGAGGCGCAGUCUGAAGCUGAAGGCUCAGGUGGACAAACUACAGGAGAACAGAGAGGGACCGGGAUGGAGUCAACACAGAGCGAAGGUUACAGAGGAGGUUCACUCCAUUCUGAGGUUGUUGCUUCCUUUGACAGAGUCCAGCCCAGUAGAACCCGCUGGUCAGGAGAACAGUCUGGAUACAGCACUGGUUCUGCUGCGGAACGUAGCACACAAACUAGCAUUGAAUCACACAGCACAGGAUGCCAAGUCCGGGGGUCGUAGAGAAAAUGAUGUGGAUGACAGUGUUGUUCUACAACAGGCACUACGGGACAGAGACGAUGCCAUGGAGAAGAAGAAGGCCAUGGAGGCGGAGCUUCUCCGCAGUAAGACAGAGAUGAUGUUACUUAACAACCAGCUGCUGGAGGCCGUGCAGAAAAGACUGGAGCUCGCUUUGGAAGUAGAGGACUGGAAGGACGAUGUCCGGUUGAUCCUCCAGCAACAGCUCCAGAGCCAGCAACAACAGGCAGCGGAACAAGCCCAGAGGAAGCCGUCCCGUCUGGGGCUGCUGAGGAGGACCAACAGACCCCCUCUACAGAGGCCAGCUUCUACCCCCUUGACCUACACCACUGGACAGGUUCCUGUUAGUACCCCCGUCCCUUCCCCCUCUCCCAACCCCCAGUGUACCCCUGUCACCUGGAGGGACAGGCUGAAAAGGGGGAAGGCGGGUCGUCAUAGUGGCCAGGAUGCAGAGCAGGCAUUGCAGGCAUCGCGGUCGUCGAGCGGCAGCAGACUGGAGGACGGGUUCCAUACCAUAGACUUAUAAUAACACAUCAUACACAAAAUCACAUUUAUUUAAGGGAGGGUUACAACUCAUAUCUAUGUACUGUAUUUACUGGUAGCUACUUUAUCAAUCUUUCUAACUGUGGAUUCUUACUGGGAGAGAUACAUUGAGCUGAUAGUUAGAUACACAGUCCCAAGCAGAUUAAUUCUCCAAUCUACUAGUACUGUGCACCGCUCUGAUCUGUUUGGCUUUAGGAAAUGAUUUUUCAGAGUAUUCUGUCUAUUGGUGCCUGGAUACUACAUUUGGGUUGGAGAUUUUCCCUCCAACUGUAGGCACACAUUUUCUACUGUAAUGACAAGCAGUCAUGUUGACUGUAACAUGUGGCUGAUUAAAGGGGCAAUCCUUAGUUGCUAGGGAAACAUACAUUUUUGGACUUAGAAAUGAAUAUCUACCUAUUGAUUCUUGAAGAAUAUAACAUAUAAAUGCAUACAAAGGCCUAAUGAGCUUAGUUCGACUGUCAUACUCCAUCAGCACCCAAAAUAUAGGCUUGUUUUACUCCCAAGUUUGUAAACAACAUAAAUGUAAACAAACAGGGACAAUUGCAACCACUGAUGGCCACUAGAUUAUCGCCAGCCGAUUUCUCUCGUUAAACCAUCAAUACAUGCUAACAUUGAAUGUUCUUGAGUGGCCUAGUUACAGUUUUGACUUAAAUCAGCUUGAAUGGCAAGACUUGAAAAUGACUGUCUAGCAAUGAUCAACAACCAACUUGACAGAGCUUGAAGAAUUUUUUAAAGAAUAAUGUGCAAAUAUUGUACAAUCCAAAUGUGCAAGGCUCUAAGAAACUUACCCAGAAAGACUUACAGCUGUAAUCGCUGCCAAAGAGGAUUCUAACAUGUAUUGAUCCCAGGGGUGUGAAUACUUCUGUAAAUGUGAUAUUUGUGUAUUCAAUUUUUUUUUUAAAUAAAAAAUAGUAUAAUAGAAUUCAUGCUGUAACACAACAAAAUGUGGAACAAGUCAAGGGGUAUGAAAACUUUCUGAAGUCACUGUAUGUAUGAAAAUAAAAAAGCUGAAACUUUCACAAACA
Messenger RNA from Salvelinus fontinalis (brook trout), 2600 nucleotides. RefSeq lists its product as uncharacterized. The coding region runs from base 158 to 1558 and encodes 466 amino acids. NCBI's taxonomy places the organism in Eukaryota, Metazoa, Chordata, Actinopteri, Salmoniformes, Salmonidae. Gene Ontology annotation, biological process: vesicle transport along microtubule; Golgi to secretory granule transport. The record is from RefSeq and is a predicted model, not a curated record. The transcript is spliced from 6 exons.